Molecule: messenger RNA, 2980 nt
Organism: Vicia villosa (hairy vetch)
Lineage: Eukaryota; Viridiplantae; Streptophyta; Magnoliopsida; Fabales; Fabaceae
Product: probable LRR receptor-like serine/threonine-protein kinase At1g05700
Exons: 14
Coding region: 16-2727 (903 amino acids)
Biological process (GO): protein phosphorylation
Molecular function (GO): ATP binding; protein binding; protein kinase activity
Source: RefSeq, a predicted model, not a curated record
UUCAUUGUAUCCCUUAUGAAGCAAACAGUGAUGAGAAUGUCCCUACAUUUUCUUUCAGCAUUGCUUGGUAUCUUUACUAUUUUGGUUUUGAUACAAGCUCAAGACCAAUCAGGUUUCAUUAGCAUAGAUUGUGGGCUACCUGAAGGUUCGAACUAUACAGAGAAGACGACAGGCAUAUAUUACAUAUCAGAUGCGAAAUUCAUAGAUAGUGGUGUGAGUAUGAGUAUAUCAGCUGCAGAAAAGAUUAGUCAUCAACAACAGCAAUUACAUUUUGUAAGGAGCUUUCCUAAUGGGGUCCGAAACUGUUACAGAAUAACUGUAACAAGCGGUAAUAAAUAUUUGAUUAGAGCCAGUUUCUAUUAUGGAAACUAUGAUAAUUUAAAUAAGCCACCACAGUUUGAUAUUCUUCUUGGAACUGAUGUAUGGGAUACAGUGAAGCUUCCCAAUGCAUCAUCACUCUUUACGUUCAGGGAGAUCAUUUACACCGCAUCACAAGAUUAUAUACAACCAUGUCUUGUUAACACAGGCAAUGGAACUCCAUUCAUUUCAGCAAUAGAAUUGAGGACUUUGAAGAAUGACACUUAUGUCACAGACUCAGCUAAAUCAGUCUUAUCAUUCUUCCUCAGAUAUGAUUUAGGUUCAACCACAAACUCAGAAUACAGGUACAAAGAUGAUGUUUAUGACCGCAUCUGGUUGCCUUAUGAAUCCAGUGAUGAUUGGAGACGAUUAAGCACCUCACUUAACAAUGAUGAUCUAUAUCAGAAUGUUUAUAGACCACCUGGAAUUGUGAUGAGCACUGCUGUUACACCUGUAAAUUCCAGUGCCCCUAUACAAUUUGAAUGGGAUGCUGAUAAUGUCGAUGACCAAUACUACCAGUAUUUCCACUUUACUGAGGUCGUGGAUCUGGCUGAAAAUGAAACAAGAGCAUUCAAUAUCACACGGAAUGGAAAACUUUUUUAUGGACAUGAGAUACCUGGAUACCGAUUAGUAAAUACCAUAUUUAGCAGAUCAGCUUUCACUGGAGCCAAAAGGUAUACAAUUACCCUUGAUAAGACAAAGAAUUCAACCCUUCCACCCACCCUCAAUGCCAUUGAGGUUUAUAAAGUAAAAGACUUCUCACAGUCACAAACUCAACAGGAUGAUGUUGAUACUAUCACAAUCAUCAAGAAGGCUUAUGCUGUGGCUAGAAAUUGGGAAGGAGAUCCAUGUGGUCCUGUGAAGUAUAUGUGGGAAGGCCUAAACUGUAUUUCUGAUGAUGUCUUUGGCAUUCCAAGAAUCACAUCUUUAAAUUUGUCUUCAAGUGGACUCACAGGAGAGUUAGUAUAUUCCAUAUCGAAGCUGACUAUGCUGCAGCAUUUGAAUUUUUCAAACAAUAGCUUAACCGGAUCUUUGCCUGAAAAUCUGAUACAACUCCAGUCACUACAAGUUUUGGAUUUAUCAAACAAUAUCUUAAGCGGCCCCAUACCCGAUUUUCUGAUGCAACUCUCGUCUCUAAAAGUUUUAAACUUGGGGAAGAACAGAUUUACAGGAUCUGUUCCAAGCGAACUUCUUGAGAGAUCUAAAACAGGUUCUUUAUCGCUGAGUUUGAAUGAUAAUCCCAAUCUUUGUAUGAGGGAAUCUUGCAAAAAGAAGAAUUUAGUUGUACCACUAACUGCAUUGUUUUCAGUAUUAAUUGCAAUCCUCUUGAUUUCUCUUGGAUUUUGGGCUUUUAGAAGACUAAAAGUUACAUCUUCAAAUUCUAAGAAAAGGGGUUUAAUGAAGUCAAAACAUCAAGUGUUCAGUUCCACUGAAAUUAUCGAUAUAACUGAUAACUUCAAAACUAUUAUUGGAGAAGGUGGAUUUGGAAAAGUUUAUGUUGGUGUUCUACAAAAUCAAACUCAAGUUGCUGUUAAGAUACUUUCACCAUCCUCCAUGCAAGGCUAUAAGGAAUUUCAAUCAGAGGCACAACAUCUGAUGAUUGUUCAUCAUAGAAAUUUAGUCUCUCUCGUUGGGUAUUGCGAUGAAGAUGAAAUCAAAGCAUUGAUCUAUGAAUACAUGGCCAAUGGAAAUCUCCAACAACAAUUACUAGUUGAAAAUUCAAAAAUCUUAAAGUGGAAUGAGAGACUUAACAUUGUAGUCGAUGCAGCACGCGGAUUGGAUUAUCUGCAUAAUGGAUGUCAACCACCAAUCAUGCAUAGAGAUUUGAAACCUUCCAAUAUAUUACUAGAUGAAAACAUGCAUGCCAAGAUAGCAGAUUUUGGUCUAAGUAGGGUUUUCGAUAACGAUGUUGAUUCUCAUAUAUCAACGCGCCCUGCUGGUACACUUGGUUAUGCUGAUCCUGAAUUUCAAAGAACGGGAAACAUAAAUAAAAAAAAUGAUAUCUAUAGUUUUGGAAUAAUUCUAUUUGUGUUGAUAACGGGUCGUCAGGCUAUAGUAAGAGCAGCUGGAAAAAAUAUUCACAUACUUGAAUGGGUUAUUCCUAUAAUUGAAGAAGGAAAUAUUCAAAAUGUUGUUGAUUCAAGGUUAGAGGGUGAAUUUAGCAUCGAUUCAAUAUGGAAAGUUGUAAAGAUUGCCAAGUCUUGCAUUUCUCAAAUUACAACUGAAAGACCAGACAUAAGCCAAAUAUUGAUAGAACUGAAAGAGUGUUUAUCUUUAGAGAUGGUUCACAGACAUACAGAAACAGAAAACGAUUUGAUUGAAUUGACUACUUCAUCAUUUCAAUCAGUAACCGCUCCAUUUGCUAGAUAAAUACUAAAUACUAUGAGAUGGCGUGUUCCUCCAAUUUACCGUUACACCAUUUGUAAUACAAUACUUAAUCUUGGUUUGUAUGAUAUUAUACUAGUGUGUUCCCAUGUAAUCUUCGUUUGAUUAUAAAAUUUAACCAUCCCGCUAAAGAGACGAGUUGACGGGCGGCAAGUUUGCCUGCCUAUUUUUUAUUUAUUUUUUAAUAAAUUAAUAGACUUUUUUAAAAAGUUUAGUAAAUAUUUUUGAAGUUUGGUUA